Paramecium sonneborni is the source of this 541-nucleotide messenger RNA. The record is from the annotation of a GenBank genome assembly. Lineage: Eukaryota; Ciliophora; Oligohymenophorea; Peniculida; Parameciidae.
AUGUUGUCUGAAUAUUGUUUAGAAUUUGAAGAUCAUAAUCGCUCUACUUUUACUUUGAGUAAUUUAGAAUUAAAAAGCCACUAUGAAGAAAGUUAUUCAAGAAUUGACCAAGAGAAUUAAUAAUUUACUUAAGUCUCAAAACAAACUUAAAAAGGAAAUAACAAAAAUCAUUAAGAAGCAAAAAAUGUCCCUAAAAAUAUGGGAGUAUUAAUCAAGAAUUACUUUAGUAAUUAUAACUUUAAUUUUAGUCAAUAAUUAUAAAGAUGUUGUUAGAUAGAAUAUUACUAUAAAAAAGUUCAUUAGUAAAGUUAAUAAUAAAAAGAAUUAUACUCGUAAAGAUUUAAAGGUCCUUUUUUCAAAUGAAUAGGCAAGACUUUUAUGCAAAGAAUACCUUUCUAGUUUUUAAAUUAUUUAGGAUAUACUGAUGUCUACUAAAAUUGGAGAUUCUGAAAUUAUCCUGAAAUAUGUUAAAAAAUUAUUCAUUGGAACUCAAGAUCCCUCUUCACUCUCCAGUCUAAAAUAUUCAAGCAAAGAAUUAUGA